AAGCACCAACGGUCCGUCAAUUCAGUCGCAAGAAAACCACCCGAACGCUAUGUUGUAUCGCGUUGUCGUUUGCGCUGAUUUAGUUUUUCUUUAAAAUUACAUUUUUUCAUUAAAACAAAAACACGUUCAGCAACUCCAAUUCAUUAUUUUCGCUGUUUAAUUUGCCAAAUCGAUUGCCUGUCUGGCUGUUUGCAUUGCGAGUGAAUAGACCAUUAUUUGCGUUGGUUAAUUUCAGUGUGCAUAAAGUGAAAAAAAAAAAUUAAAAAAAAAAAUUAAAAAAAAAAAACAAAAACAAAAAUUAAGUAAAACGGCAAGCGCAUUAAUUGCCAUAGUUUAUAGUUAUUGUUUGAAAAUUUUGUUGUUAACAUAGUUUUUGUUGGGUUUUUCAUUUUACAUUUUUCAAUUCGCUGUGUAUUGUACUUGUUGCUGUUGUUGGCAAUUGGUGUGCAUUGCAGAGUUGCGUGCGACACACUAAGCAAAAUCGUUGCAACAAACUUCAAAAACAAACAAAAAAAAAAAACAAAAAACGAACAAAAAUAAGAAAAAAUAUUUAUAAAAUAUAUUUACAACGAAGUACAUCAACAACAACAAAAGCGCAAAAAAUAUAAAAAGUAAAUUAAUCGAAUUAAGUGGAAAUUAUAGAAAUCAUGCCGUCCAAAAACGAUAAAGAUAUUGAAAUCGGCAGCAAAGUGGAAAAUGCUGUUGUUGCUGUUGCCAGUGACGACAAUGUGGAAAGCAGCAGCGCAGCAACACCCGCUACCACCGCUGCACCAACCGCCAUCGUUGUGGUGGCAGCUGCUCCACCGGCUAAGGCCGCUUCAGACGAAACUGACGCCACGUCUAACGGCAAUACGAAUGCGAAAUCUACAACGCCGACAACGAAGGAGGCAACAACAGCAGCUACUCAAGAGCAGUCGUCGAAACAAGAAUCCGCUGGCUUGCAGGCCAACAUACAGCCGAUGCAACAAUCUAUUGCAGGUAAAAUGGAUGAGGACGCCACUUUGACUAACUUCAAAGUCUUGUAUGUGGUAACGCAACUAUGCGGUUUGACGAUGAUCAUUUUGGUUAGCUGUUGGGUUGGCAUACAUUUGGGCGGCGUUGGCGGCACCGCCAAUCCCAAACUCGAAUUCAAUUGGCAUCCGCUAUUUAUGACAAUCGGCCUGAUAUUCUUAUAUGGCAAUUCUAUUUUGGUCUACCGUGGUUUCCGCAACGUACGCAAGAAGACGCUAAAGUUCGCACAUGCCGGCAUUCACUUGACCGCCUUUGUACUUACUGUAAUUGCCCUGAUUACCGUCUUCGACUCGCACAACUUGCCCGUUCCACCUAUACCGAACAUGUAUUCCUUGCACUCGUGGAUCGGUAUGGGCGCUGUGAUCGUAUUCGGCUUACAGUAUGUAGCAGGAUUUACGGCAUACUUGGCACCCGGCUGGCGACAGGCCCUCAAGGUGGCCUACAUGCCACUGCACAUUUACUUUGGUCUCUUCGGUUUCGUUUUGGCUAUAGCGAGUGCGCUUAUGGGUAUUACCGAAAAGGCUUUAUUCUCUAUAUCCGAUUAUUCAUCUUUCUCGAGCUCUGGCGUUAUGGCCAACAGUUUAGGCUGUUUGUAUGUGAUUUUUGGCGCAUUAGUUGUCUAUUUGGUCACCGAGGGCUCUUAUAAACGGAAACCUCUACCGGAGGAUGCUGUGCUAUUGACCGGCGUUAAUGAAUAAAUCUGAAAUUGGGGAGCGAAAUGAGGGGGAAAUAUUGAAAAAAAAA
Messenger RNA from Ceratitis capitata (Mediterranean fruit fly), 1755 nucleotides. Its product is annotated as cytochrome b reductase 1. The record is from RefSeq and is a predicted model, not a curated record. The transcript is spliced from 4 exons. The coding region runs from base 648 to 1709 and encodes 353 amino acids. Lineage: Eukaryota; Metazoa; Arthropoda; Insecta; Diptera; Tephritidae. Gene Ontology annotation, molecular function: oxidoreductase activity.